Callorhinus ursinus (northern fur seal) is the source of this 2336-nucleotide messenger RNA. NCBI's taxonomy places the organism in Eukaryota, Metazoa, Chordata, Mammalia, Carnivora, Otariidae. The record is from RefSeq and is a predicted model, not a curated record.
GAUUCUGCCCUUGAGAAGGCUCAGCUAGAAAUUGAGAAACUGAAAGAAAAUUUGACAAAACUGAAAGAAAAUGAUUCAGUUGACCUACAGAAAGCAAGGGAACAUAAUCAGAGACUGGAUGAGGAAAUUCUGGCUUUAAGAAAUUGGGUUCAAUCACUGGACUCAGAAAAAGAAGUGCUUGAAGAAGUGGUUGGAAGACUUAAAGGAGAGAUUUAUGAAUCUCAAGGGAAUAAGCAACCUGGAAACCACUCCCCUGGGAAAACUGUGGGUGCUGAACAGAAAGAACAGAUUUCCCUCUUAGAGCCCGAGUUAUCAGUAAUAUAGGAAAAUACCAGAGAAACCUGUAUGAAAAGUCAAGAGACAGUGCAAGUACAAGAUUUGAAUGAGAUUUUGAAAAUGAGCCAAGAAAAAAUUGAAAUCUUUGAAAGUGAGUCAUCAGAAGGAAGGAGAAGGCAAUUGACAUCCGAUUUUAAUAUUAUACAGAAGGCUUUGAAGGUUGAAAGUGAGGGAUUGCAAAAACCAAAGUCAGAACUUAGAUGCCUUUAUAACGAAAUUCAAAGUCUUCCAGGGGCAUCAAAAAACAGAGACUGUUUUUUAAUAGCAUAUAACUUGCUACAAAGAGAGAAUUCUGAAUUAGAAACAAAGGUCUUGAAGGUUUCACAAGAAUUUGAACAAUUAAAUCAUUUUAUUGUAGGGAGAAAAACUGCACCUGCUAAUUUAAUUACAAGUGAAAAUAUCUGUAAAGAUCUUGUGUCUAAACUACCAAUUUUGGAAGUAGAGAUUCAAAGCCCAAAGGAAGAGAGGAACUCUGUUUGUCCUGAACAAGGAGAAAGUAAGCAGAAGGUAGUUGCAGAGGAGCCAGUAAAGGAGGACACUUUGCCAAGAGAGAGGCAGAAGGAGGACUCACCAGAGAACCAAGAUAUGAAGGCUGAAGGACAGCAGUUGACCUUGAAGCCUGAGGAAAUCGUGAGGCUUAGAGAAGAGCUGACCCUGCAGUCUCAGAGCUCAGGGGAUAGUUCAGAUGACAGUAGUGCCCAGUAUCCAUCAUCUGGAGAAAAACUGAAAUACCAGCAGCAAGAGGAUGUACAUCAGCUUCGUCAGAAUUUUCACCGGCCCCAGAUUCUGUACAACUCAGCUGAAAAAGAGCUCUGGUAUGAGCGAGGGAAGAACCUGGACUUGAAACAGCAUAAUAGCUUACUUCAGGAAGAAAGCAUUAAGAUCAAAAUUGAACUAAAGCAGGCCUAGCAGAAGUUAUUAGAUAGCGCAAAGAUGUGCUCUUCACUCACAGCAGAAUGGAUGCACUGUCAGCAGAAAAUCAGGGAACUGGAGCUGGAGGGACUCACACAGGCUCAGAGCAUUAAAUCACAGAACAACCUGCAGGAAAAGCUGGCUCAGGAGAAAUCAAAAUGUCCUGAUGCAGAGGCAAAGAUUUUGGACCUGCAGCAGAAAUUAGAACCUGCUCAAAAAGUCUGUCUCACCGACACUUGUAUUUUGGGGAAGAAGCAACUAGAGGAAAGGAUAAAAGCACUGGAAACUGAAUCUAAAACAAAGCAAAAAUAUCAGGAAGAACAGCACAAGAGGAACUAUAACGAGAAACAUCACCAUCACAAAGUCAAGCUUCGCAGAGUUAAGGACCGUUUAAUUCAUGAAGUAGAACUACGAGAUGAGAGAAUUGAACAACUGGGAAAUGAAAUCAGAGGUCUGCGUCAACAAAGGGAAAUGGGGAGUGGAAAGGAGAAGGCAUUCCAGGAAGAAGUCACUGCUCAAAAUGACACACUGCUCCUAGAGAAAAGGAAACUUCUGAAACAACUCACAGAGCAAGAAGAAUUAAUCCACAGCAACAAACGGGUAAUAUCUUCAGUCCAGAACAGCGUACUUCUUCUGGAUAAAGAAAAUAGGCAAUUGCAGGAAACCACUUUCCGUCUUACACAGCAGGUCGGCCUCUUAGAGCAUAUCAUAAGGAGCAUCCGGAUUCACAGAGAGAUAAUUUGUGACAUCGCUGAAUUGGAAUUAUUGAAUAAAAUCUUGCCCUUACCAAACUCCAGUUUUUCAGGAACAGGUUUAGUAGAGUUGGUUGGAAGUCUUCAAGAGAUUAAAGAACAUACAUCAGAAGCAGCAACGGCAAACCCCAAGUCUCCCGAUCUUUCGUGUUCACAGAAUUCUGAAGCUGGAUACAUGAUCGUGGCUUUUCUGAAAGAGACACACUGUAUCCAAGAACAAGACCAAAAGUCAGACCUAUAAAAUCACUGAUGGCUAAGACUAGAUGGAUCAAAGUUGCUAACUUAAAGCUUGGGCAUGAGGGUGGAACAUGACAUGGAGAAGAGUUACCGUGGAUC